AUGUUGUGCAGAAUAUGGAAACCAUGGGGCUCAACAACUGCUCCGCCCGGUCCUGUUUCGGUACCUUCAAUCGACCUCCAGCUGUCUGUGGUUGACCAACAGGGUGCUCCGGUGUCUCGAAUCGGUGAGGCUACUCCGGUCAGGCUCAACGCUCGGCUCGUCGACACAACGGGUAGGAAGUUUCAAAAUGUCCCUUCCGUCAUUUGUCCAGACUGGUAG
Messenger RNA from Protopolystoma xenopodis, 219 nucleotides. NCBI's taxonomy places the organism in Eukaryota, Metazoa, Platyhelminthes, Monogenea, Polystomatidea, Polystomatidae. The record is from the annotation of a GenBank genome assembly.